This is a messenger RNA of Dracunculus medinensis (Guinea worm), 912 nucleotides long. The record is from the annotation of a GenBank genome assembly. NCBI's taxonomy places the organism in Eukaryota, Metazoa, Nematoda, Chromadorea, Rhabditida, Dracunculidae.
AUGUCUCAGUUUUCGUUAGCAGAUAUUUUAGCAGCCAAGAAGCGUAUUGCUGGAACGAUUCACCGAACACCUGUCUUAACUUCGUCAACUAUUAACCAUUUAUGCAAUAAGGAAGUUUAUUUUAAAUGUGAACAUCUACAGAAAACCGGUUCUUUUAAAAGUCGUGGUGCACUAAAUGCGCAUUUUCGUAGCGGUAAUUUUGGCCAAGCUCUGGCAUGGGCUGCUCAGUUAUUCUCUAUUGACUGUACAGUGGUUGCACCUGAUAAUGCGCCUUAUUCAAAAAUAGAUGCAAUGGAAGGUUAUGGUGCGGAAAUUGUUAAAUGUCCAGCUCAUGAAAGAGAUGCUUUGUCAAAAAAACUACAAAAGGAGAACAACUGGGAACUAAUCGAACCAUUUGACGAUUAUCGAGUGAUGGCCGGUCAAGGCACUGUUGGAGUUGAACUUGUGGAACAAGUUCCUGAUCUUGAUGCAAUAUUAGUUCCAGUUGGUGGUGGAGGAUUAUGUUCUGGUAUUAGCACUGCAAUCGCCACCUUAAAGCCAAACAUUAAAGUGUUUUGCGUGGAACCUGAAGGAAAAGAACUGGAAAAAUCAUUUAUAGCAAAAACUCGAUUAUGGGAUGUAAACGCAUUUCCAGUAGAUACAAUCGCUGAUGGAGUUCGAGUUAUUGCAGUAGGAGAAAGAAAUUUUCCUCAACUGUUAUCUUACUGUGAACAUUCUGUUCUCACUGUGAAUGAUAACGAUAUCACUAAUGCAAUGAAAUUAAUCUAUAGCCGUUUAAAGCAAGCAGUCGAGCCAACGGGUGCAAUGUGUUUCGCCGCUCUCCUUAAAUAUCCAAUAUUAUUGUCGAGUUACAAAAAAGUUGGAUUAAUUUUAAGCGGCGGAAAUUUCGACUGGAAAAUUUUACAAUUUUAG